Molecule: messenger RNA, 4116 nt
Organism: Esox lucius (northern pike)
Lineage: Eukaryota; Metazoa; Chordata; Actinopteri; Esociformes; Esocidae
Gene: nr2f6a
Product: nuclear receptor subfamily 2, group F, member 6a
Exons: 6
Coding region: 1162-2388 (408 amino acids)
Biological process (GO): cell differentiation; anatomical structure development; negative regulation of transcription by RNA polymerase II
Molecular function (GO): nuclear receptor activity; RNA polymerase II cis-regulatory region sequence-specific DNA binding; zinc ion binding
Source: RefSeq, a predicted model, not a curated record
UCUCGCUUUCUCUCUCCCUCCCUCCCUCUCUCUGGUCUCACAGGCUGAGGAAAACGGAGGGAGAAGGAGAAAACACUACGAAAGAGAGGACAGUCUGUGUGGUUGCUCACAACAGCGAGUCUGUCGAGAGCAAAGCCUUCUUUUUUUUUUUUAUUCAAUUUGUGGACUGUGGAGCCAAAAGGAGGAGAGAAAGGCCCCAUCCCAUCCCCCUCGCCUCAGCCACGGGAAGCACCCACACGUUCGGAGCAAAGGGCUAGGCCGCAAGUCGUUUGUGGUCAAGCACUGACAAAAGACCGAAGGGUGAGACUAACGCAAGUUCAUUGCCAGCCGCUCCUCUGACUUGAGAGGUGGAAAGAAGGCUUUUUCUACUUCUAAUCUCAUCUGUGCUGUUUAUUUUUGGAGGAACUAAAUCAGAGACUGAUAUAGCAACCACCAGAGAAGAUAUUGCUAGCUGUAGCAUAGCCCUAUUCAACAACAAACAAGGAAGAGAAGGGCACUUCCUUGAGCAAAAUAUCGUUUUGAAGAGAGCUACUGUAACUUGGGGCGGGGGGGGGGGGUAGACUGUCGCGGUCUGGACUCGAUAGUCGUUAUUUCUGUGCCUUGAGGAUAUAACUAUACACUUAGCUACGAAACAUUGUUUUGCUAGUGGUGACCUGGAAGGGAGCUCUUUGUCAACCAGAAUGUGGUUGGUGCUCAAAGCAGAGGACUGCUGGAAAAGCGGUCUCUUGCCUCGCACUGUCUGUACCCUGACUCACAUUUAACGUGGCAGCAAGGGCGAUUUCUCAUAAAGACGUUGUGACACUUUAUGAAUGUACCUCCAACGGGUCUUUUUCUUGGCUAAAGCGUGAAGCAUUCUACUGAACAGCAAGCUCAUCUAAAAGACUGCCAUCUGAGCACUUGGGCCAAAGGGGAGAGAGGAAAAAGUAAAUAAUUGAAACCGGAGAAAGAACAAAAUCAGGCCUUGGGGGCCAAACGCAUGAAAAAACAAAGUUUAAGGUUUCUUUUAAAGACCACAAGGCCAACAUAAUAAAUGAAGACUCGGAACCAAUAUAUGCUGACCUCUGAAGGGAGGACCGAAAAGGGAGCCGAGUGAAGUUCAAACGGCAGCAACCCAAAGCCUGCGGCUGUCUCCCAUUCUUCCUCUGGUCUGUUGACCAAGCAAUGGCCAUGGUGAGCGGGGGCUGGGGAGAUCCCAACGGGGGCACCAACGGGCUGGGGGAGAAGGGCUACCUGCGGGGCGAGGAGGAGGACGGUUCGCCCCAGGCCGGGGGCAGCGACAUGGAGGCUGGGGACGACGACAAAGGGUGCGUGGUGGACUGUGUGGUGUGCGGGGACAAGUCCAGCGGGAAACACUACGGCGUGUUCACCUGUGAGGGCUGCAAGAGCUUCUUCAAGCGGAGCAUCCGCCGCAACCUCAACUACACCUGCAGGUCGAAUCGAGAGUGCCAGAUCGACCAACAUCACCGCAACCAGUGCCAGUUCUGCCGCCUGAAGAAGUGCUUUCGCGUAGGCAUGCGCAAAGAAGCAGUUCAGCGCGGGCGCAUCCCCCCCUCACACUCCAGCCUGAGCCCCACGGGCACCCCGGUGGGGGGCGUCGGCGGGGCGGAGUUCUACAACAACAGCAGCGGUGGCAACAACAACGGCGGUCAGCCGGUUUCGGAGCUCAUCUCCCAGCUGCUGCGGGCCGAGCCCUACCCGAGCAGCCGCUACGGUCACCAGUACGGCCAGCAAGGCCAGGCGGCCGGCGCGGGCUCCGCCGUCAUGGGCAUUGACAACAUCUGCGAGCUGGCCGCCAGGCUGCUGUUCAGCACCAUCGAGUGGGCCCGGAACAUCCCCUACUUCCCGGAGCUGCCCGUGUCGGAGCAGGUGGCUCUACUCCGGCUGAGCUGGAGCGAGCUGUUCAUCCUGAAUGCGGCCCAGUCCGCCCUACCCCUCCACAUGGCCCCGCUGCUGGCCGCCGCCGGCUUCCACUCGUCGCCCAUGUCCGCCGAGCGGGUGGUGUCCUUCAUGGACCAGGUGAGGGUGUUCCAGGACCAGGUGGACAAGCUGACCCGGCUCCAGGUGGACUCGGCCGAGUACAGCUGCCUCAAGGCCAUCGCCCUCUUCUCACCAGAUGCGUGCGGGCUGACCGACCCGGUCCACGUGGAGUCCCUGCAGGAGAAGGCCCAGGUGGCUCUGACGGAGUACGAGCGGAUGCAGUACCCGGGCCAGCCGCAGCGCUUCGGCCGCCUGCUCCUCCGCCUGCCCGCCCUGCGCGCCGUGCCCGCCAACCUCAUCUCCCAGCUCUUCUUCAUGCGCCUGGUGGGCAAGACGCCGAUCGAAACGCUCAUCCGCGACAUGCAGCUGUCCGGAAGCUCCAUCAGCUGGCCCUACGUCCCCGGGCAGUAACCCGACCCCCGACGCCAGCGACAGGUUCCUCUGACUCAUCCCGAUCCAUCUGUGUGAUCCAUGACUGGCGCCAGCUGGACGUCAUGCGUACUGUACUCGUCUCCGUGGGCGGAGCUGUUCUCCGUGCCAGCCCGGUGCCAGCUGGGUUUUGGAGCCAGGACACCUACCACGCCCUGUCGUGGCAACUGGAGCCAGCCUGGCCAUCUGCAUGCCAUAGGGAUUACUUUACAUACGUACAACACUGUCACGCCAGUUGAGGUCACUGGAACCAUUUCUCAUUUCCCACGUCUCCUCUGCGGUUUCGAUACCAUGACUUUCAACACCCACAAGGACAGAUGGUCGGCUAUUAAAAAAAAAAGCUGUGUUACGGAACUGUACUCAGUUGUUGUUGUUUUGGGCCUUUUGCUGAGGGGUCGUCACCUAACUUAGAGGGGUCUUUAGUUAACGUACAGCAAGUGGGAGGACGAAAGGUGUUAAGGGCUGAAAUGGAACUAGACCAAUGAUUCCACCGAAAUCUUAAAUCGUCCACAAACAUUUCACCACUUCAGAGGUUAUGAAUUUUAUGUGUUGGAGUAGAUCAGCCAGGGAGCUCAAUUAGCAAGGCAUAUGGACUGACUCCUGACUACUAUUUAGGGUGCACUUGAGUUGGGCAAAAUUUUAUACAGCUACAGUUACAUAUCUAUGGAUUGAUACCUCACAAGACAACCGAAUGCUAUGGACUGGACUUCUUAAGGCAACCGCUCUCUCAUUGGACGGUUGUUUACCGCAAACCGCCUUCUUUUCAGCGACUGCCUUCCCCGCAUUCAGUAUGAAUGAUCUCAAAGAUCGAUGUUGCUUUUUAAAUAUGGUCUGGUAUUUCCACAAAACGGAAGACGUGUGCAGUCGAAGCGUGUGACGGGCUGAUUGUUAAAAUGGCUGUUUUCAAGUGACAAAAAAAAAAGUAUGUAAUCACAAAGGUUGUGGCCAAAUGGUUCACCUAUUAUAUGACAAUGCUGAAAACAAAAAGCAGUUGGUAUUUUUUUUAAUGCCAAGAAAUCACAUUGAAGUCAUUCUACAUGACACGCUAUAAGGAGUGUAUAUACCGUAAAUGUGGAGAACCAAAGGCUUUUAAAUGUUUUCAUUUUUCCUGGUCAGGUUGACCUGCUGCAUGUCACUAUUUUGUUUUUGAACUGUUUAAAGCUGUACAAGGUGUUUCAUCUUUGCGAAAUGGGAUUGUAAAGUAAAACAAAUUUUAUACGUUGACUUCACAGGGGUUCUUUUCAAACAUUUACAUUUUAUGAGAAAAUACCUCUACCAUCCCUUGAGAUGUGUCAAAAAGAUGGCGGUGAAAAAGACACUAUGCUGGUGCAGAACCAAAGGCUUCUCCAGAGCCGGUUGUGUUCUGAACAAUACAUCCCAGUUACUCACAGCACAACACUUAGGUUAUAUGGGAGUUUAUUAUCAUGGCUGCCUGGAGUUGGGUUUGCGCUUAGAUGAUAUGAUGCAAAAACAUCACACUACCUGUGAGUAACAGAAUAGGUCCAAUAUCCUAGCCGUGACUAGGAAUUACCUCAUGCCCAGGCCUUCAAAAGAUGGUAAAUUGUUCUAUCUCACACACCAUGCCAUCAAGAAGAUUUACAAAAAGAUACAUGUACUAUUGUUAAUGUUUAAAUGUUUUCCUGUGUUGCCAAGUUCAGUUUUGGAAUUUUAUGUGUUUGAAAGCAUUAUUAAAACGCCAAAAUUACAGCA